Messenger RNA from Effrenium voratum, 414 nucleotides. NCBI's taxonomy places the organism in Eukaryota, Dinophyceae, Suessiales, Symbiodiniaceae. The record is from the annotation of a GenBank genome assembly.
AUGGCGCUCCGCUUCUUCGCCCUGUUCUCCCUGGCCGCCGCGCAGAACCUCCGGGGGGACUCAGUCACCUGCACAGGCGAGGGCAGCUUGCCCAUCGGGGAGGCCAAGUGCUUCGGCGGAGACCUGCUGGUCGAGAAGUUCCUGCUGCACGUAGAGAGCUUCGACGGCAAAGUGGGCGUGGUGAAUAUGAAGGCGGAGGGCCCGCAGGAGGGUGUUUGCAACGGCGCCCAGUUCCAGAGCGAGGACAACCUCUUCACUGUGGAGAACGACAACAACUGCGGCUUGACAGCUUUGGGCUACGACUACACGGUGCAGUACUGCCCGAACCAAGACCAGAUGAUCGUCCACCUGGUGAAGCCCGUGAAUGUGCGUGUGGUGCUCCAGAGCCAGAGCUGCCCCGAGACGGAGGUCUGA